Molecule: messenger RNA, 1343 nt
Organism: Castor canadensis (American beaver)
Lineage: Eukaryota; Metazoa; Chordata; Mammalia; Rodentia; Castoridae
Source: RefSeq, a predicted model, not a curated record
ACUGAAAGCGGCCUUGCGUAUGCCCCAACUAUCAGUAAAAUGCUGAAAUUUUGAACCCGGAAAUGAGAAACCGGAAGUAGUUCCUGGGGGACAAUAAUAAGGUUACACCCCCGGUACUCGGAAGCCUGUUUCAGAGCGGUUCAUUGAUAAAAGUCGGUGAAGAAGGGGGCCUGCAGCUAUGGCUUUUCCUGAACCAAAACCGCGGCCCCCGGAGCUGCCGCAGAAACGGUUGAAGACUCUGGACUGCGGUCAAGGGGCUGUGCGAGCCGUGCGAUUUAAUGUUGAUGGCAAUUACUGCCUGACGUGCGGCAGCGACAAGACCCUGAAGCUGUGGAACCCACUGCGGGGGACGCUGCUGCGGACGUACAGCGGCCACGGCUACGAGGUGCUGGACGCGGCCGGCUCUUUUGACAACAGCAAUCUCUGCUCUGGCGGCGGGGACAAGGCUGUGGUGCUUUGGGAUGUCGCAUCUGGGCAGGUCGUGCGCAAAUUCCGGGGCCACGCGGGGAAGGUGAACACGGUCCAGUUUAAUGAAGAGGCCACAGUCAUCCUAUCUGGUUCUAUCGAUUCCAGUAUCCGCUGCUGGGACUGCCGCUCCAGGAAGCCUGAGCCAGUGCAGAAGCUGGAUGAGGCCAGGGAUGGCAUAUCCAGCGUUAAGGUGUCAGACCAUGAGAUCCUGGCAGGUUCUGUGGACGGCCGCGUGAGGCGCUACGACCUGAGGAUGGGGCAGCUCUUCUCUGACUACGUGGGCAGUGAGUGUGGUCCAGGCUGGGGGACAGGCAGGGAAGGUGGGGGCAGCCAGGAGCACUCUGAUCUCACCUGCCUUGCGUCCUCUCCCACCCCAGUCCCCAUCACCUGCACCUGCUUCAGCCGGGAUGGGCAGUGCACCCUCGUGUCCAGCCUGGACUCCACCUUGCGACUGCUAGACAAAGACACUGGGGAGCUGCUGGGCGAGUACACAGGCCAUAAAAACAAGGAGUACAAGCUGGAUUGCUGCCUGAGUGAGCGGGACACACACGUGGUCAGCUGCUCGGAGGAUGGGAAGGUGUACUUCUGGGACCUGGUGGAGGGUGCCCUGGCACUGGCCCUGCCUGUGGGUUCUGGUGUGGUACAGUCACUGGCUUACCACCCCACAGAGCCCUGCCUGCUAACAGCCAUGGGGGGCAGCAUCCAUUGUUGGCGGGAAGAGACCUACGAGGCAGAGGGUGGAGCAGGCUGAAGCCACCCAACCCCAGGACCAAGAAGGACUUAGGACCAGCAGCCCAUUUAUUCCAGAGAUGGUGAUGACCAAGGGUUGCUGCAUCGAUUAAUAAAUACAGGGGCGGGCAAGCCUCCACAGGCCU